Messenger RNA from Monoraphidium neglectum, 261 nucleotides. RefSeq lists its product as hypothetical. The record is from RefSeq and is a predicted model, not a curated record. The coding region runs from base 1 to 261 and encodes 86 amino acids. NCBI's taxonomy places the organism in Eukaryota, Viridiplantae, Chlorophyta, Chlorophyceae, Sphaeropleales, Selenastraceae. The transcript has 2 exons.
AUGGCGCGCCUGCGCACCUUCUACAGCGGAAGGCGGCUCACGCAGCUACUGUCCAUGCUCGAGCGCGUGGGCGAGAAGCCGACCGGCGACGCCGAGGCCCUGUCUUGGUACAUCGCCCGCAUCCUGCUGCUGUUUGCGCCAGAGGAGGGCGGCCUGCGGGACAGCCUGCUGCGCUGCACCUCCACUCUGCAGCGGCUGAGGGACGAGCACAGGAUGCUGCAGGGGCGCAUCGACGGCGCCGGCAGCUGCUCGGUCAUGUGA